Molecule: messenger RNA, 1226 nt
Organism: Cottoperca gobio
Lineage: Eukaryota; Metazoa; Chordata; Actinopteri; Perciformes; Bovichtidae
Product: pepsin A-like
Exons: 9
Coding region: 1-1137 (378 amino acids)
Biological process (GO): proteolysis
Molecular function (GO): aspartic-type endopeptidase activity
Source: RefSeq, a predicted model, not a curated record
AUGAAGUGGGUCUUUGUUGCGUGUGCCAUGGUGGCACUGUCUGAGUGCCUGAUCCAGGUCCCUCUGGAGAAGACUAAGACAGCCAGGGAGAACCUGGAGGAGCAGGGUCUGUGGGAGCAGUACAGACUCAAGUACCCGUACAACCCCAUGGCCAAGUUCGACGAGCGCUUUGCCGUGGGCGACGAGGCCAUGACCAACGAUGCUGAUCUGGCUUAUUAUGGAGUCAUCUCCAUUGGAAGUCCUCCUCAGUCCUUCAAGGUCGUGUUUGACACCGGCUCAUCCAACCUGUGGGUGCCCUCCGUCUACUGCAGCAGUCCCGCCUGCAACAACCAUGACAAGUUCAACCCUGGCACAAGCAGCAGCUACAAACACAACGGCGGUUCCCUCAAAAUCCAAUACGGUACCGGCAGCAUGACCGGCUUCCUCGGAUACGACACCGUCACGGUGGGCGGGCUCGCUGUGCAGAACCAGAUCUUCGGCAUGAGCGAGACUGAGGCUCCCUUCAUGCAGUACAUGCGCGCUGACGGUAUCCUGGGCCUGGCAUACCCACGCCUGUCUGCCUCCGGCGCUACACCCGUCUUCGACAACAUGAUGAAUGAGGGCCUGGUCAACCAGGACCUCUUCUCUGUGUACCUGAGCUCUGACACUCAGCAAGGCAGUGUGGUGACCUUCGGUGGUGUUGACUCCAACCACUACGAUGGUCCCAUCUCCUGGAUCCCCCUCUCCAAUGAGCUGUACUGGCAGAUCACAGUGGACAGCGUCACUGUCAAUGGUCAGGUUGUGGCUUGCAAUGGCGGUUGCCAGGCUAUCGUGGACACUGGCACGUCUCUGAUUGUUGGACCUCAGAGCAGCAUCAGCAACAUCAAUACUAUGAUUGGAGCUUCCAGCCAGAACGGAGACUACAUGGUCAACUGUAACAACAUUGCCCAGAUGCCAGAUGUGACCUUCCACAUCCACGGACAGGAAUUCACCAUCCCAGGCUCUGCUUACGUUCGUCAGUCUCAGUACUAUGGCUGCCGUACCGGCUUCGGCAACGGAGGAGACAGCCUGUGGAUCCUGGGCGACGUCUUCAUCAGACAGUACUACUCCAUCUUCAACAGAGCCCAGAACAUGGUGGGUCUGGCCAAGGCUAUUUAAGCAACCUGAUGUCCCCCCCCUCCCAAGAUCCUUGAAACAAUCACAUGUACAUCUCAGUGUUGUGUAGGAUUCACAAAAUGCCUGAGACU